AUGGCUUCCAAGAGAAGAUCUUGUAAAAAUAAACCCGACGUAUUUUGCUAUAUCUGCGGUGAAUACACACUUGUUCAUAACAGGAAUCAAGUCACAUGUUUCAUAAAGCGUGCUUAUCAUGCUUAUUUUGGUAUUAAACUUGGUGACCAGGAUAAAGAUUGGGCGCCACACAUGGUAUGCAAAGCUUGCACCGUGUAUCUGCAUCAGUGGACCAAGGGCAAGAAGACGUGUCUGAAGUUUGGAAUUCCCAUGGUUUGGCGGGAGCAGAGAAACCAUGACACUGACUGCUACUUCUGUAGCAUCGAUCUGACUGGGAUAAACAGAAAGAACCGAAGCAGCCUCGAGUAUCCUGAUUUGCAAUCCGCACGUCGUCCUGUAGCUCAUUGUGAUGAUAUUCCAGUACCUGUGUUUCACAAACUUCAAGACAUCAGUGAUGACGAAUCCUCCAGUGAUGAAGAUCAGGAAACAGAAGAAGAAUGGCCAGUUGUUGACGAUGAAACUCCACAGCUUUUUUCCCAACAGGAGCUAAAUGAUCUAGUUCGCGACCUCAGCUUGUCAAAGGCCUCUGCUGAACUGCAUCAAGAGUACCUCCAAUUUUUCUCGGAGGUGCAGGACUUGGUGUACUGCACAGAUAUUGCACAGCUUCUGCACCACCUGGGAGUGCCGCAGUACAAGCCCGAAGACUGGAGACUGUUCAUUGACAGCAGCAAGCGGUCACUGAAAUGUGUUCUACUGCACAACGGCAACCAGUUUGCCUCUGUGCCCCUUGCUCACUCUACUAAACUGAAGGAGAAGUAUGAAGCGGUGAAGUAUGUGCUGGAGAUGAUUCGUUAUGAUCAGCAUAAAGAUCCAGAGUUUGAAAAGUCAAUGAACAAAGUGGAACAGGAAGCAUGGAAUGCUUUUGUUCUCGUUGUGAAAAACUUCUUUGGCAACAACAAGGCCAGAAACUAUGCUGAACUUGUCAACAAUAUGGUGACUGCUUUCAAAAAACUCGGAUGCAACAUGAGCAUCAAACUGCAUUAUCUAUUUUCACAUAUGGAUCGUUUUCCUGAGAAUCUUGGAUCAAUGAGCGACGAGCAGGGAGAGAGAUUCCACCAGGAGAUGAAGGAGAUGGAGACCAGGUAUCAGGGACGUUGGAAUGCCGUCAUGAUGGCUGAUUACUGCUGGACUCUAAAGAGAGACAUCCCUGAUGCUGAGCAUUCCAGGGUAUCCAAUAAACGGAAGUUCCAGCCCUAA
This is a messenger RNA of Helobdella robusta, 1236 nucleotides long. RefSeq lists its product as hypothetical. The transcript has 3 exons. Bases 1 to 1236 code for a protein of 411 amino acids. The record is from RefSeq and is a predicted model, not a curated record. Lineage: Eukaryota; Metazoa; Annelida; Clitellata; Rhynchobdellida; Glossiphoniidae.